Molecule: messenger RNA, 207 nt
Organism: Chondrus crispus (carragheen)
Lineage: Eukaryota; Rhodophyta; Florideophyceae; Gigartinales; Gigartinaceae
Exons: 1
Coding region: 1-207 (68 amino acids)
Source: RefSeq, a predicted model, not a curated record
AUGACAAGACCCUCGCAGACCAUCAUCCCAGACCCCAAUUCGAACUAUCCCCCCUCGACUCCCGCAGGCAGAACGACAACCCGCACAAUUACCGCGACUCAAACUUCGACCCAUACUUUCGAACCUCCCAGUCCCGCCCCACCAACCACCAGCCCACUUUGCAGAACAAUCAAGCCCACAUCCAAGCAUCUACUACGCAUCCUAUGA